AUGACCAAUCCAGUGCCCACCUCCAACCCCGCACCCUCCGCGAAGCCCAAAGUGAAAAACAUCCCCAACCCGCGCCGCCUCCUAAUUCUUGCACCAACCUCCCAAUCUCUCACAAUAAUUCCUCCCCUCCUACACUCCCUAACCGGCGUGCCUGUCCUCGACCCGCCACAACAGCCAGCCCCUUCACCAACCACGCCACAGUCAACUUCAAGCUCAAGCUCAACACCCCCACCACCAACAACCACCUUUGCCGGCUACACAACCCACAGCCCUCUCCGCCUCGAAACAAAAUACUACACAACUGAAGUCCCCGUCUGGGUCGACGAGAUCCCACUCGCGAUCCACGAUACUGAUGCACAAACAACCACAUCAACACCUACAGUCGAGCAAUGGAAAAACGACUUCUUAAGCACAGAAGCUGAAAUCGUGCGUGAGGCUGUUGGGGCCCUCGUUGUGUGCGCGCAUGCUCCCAGCGAUGCGACACCUCCACCGGGUUCUGAGACGAAUGCAGACUCCGCUGAACGACCCGACGUGCGCGCACUUUGUGACCUGAUGCGUGGUAUUGGCGCUGUCAAGGAGCGCAUUGACGAGGAGCGCGGCGGGCUUGGCGAUGUUCCUGGUGUAUUUGUGUUGAUUGGGGGUAGGAAGGGUCCUGUGGGUAGCGGUGUGAAUCACCAGGGAUCGAAGGAUUCCGAUACGGAGCUGGGGCUUGGUGUUGAUGAUGCGGAUCUAGGUGGUGGGGAGCUGGUGCCGUUUUCGGUAGGGUGGUGGGAAGAUCAGUUAUUUGAUAUGGGGCUGCUGGGGUGGGAGGUUGUUGAGUGGGAUCCCAAGGAGAGUUUGGGGACUGAGACGAGGAAUCAGUAUGGAGAACGUGAGGGUAUGCCUCGUAUCCAAGAGGUCCUUGAGACUCAUGACUGGUCUAUGGUCGCAGAUAACUCUGGCUUGGAUGGCGAUCAUGAUCCUGACAUGGAUUCCGAUGAUGAUCUUCAAGACCAACUAUUGGGUCUGGGUGGCUCUCGUGGGUUUGGAGAUGAGGUUCAUGAGCUGGAACGCGAAAUGUUCGGUUUGCGCAUGGCAAUUGAGCGUGGAGGUGGUGAUGGUGAUGAAGACGAGUCUGAUCAUGAUGAUGGCGAGGAUGAGAUGGAUGUCGAGAGCAUGGAGGCUUUGAUGAUGCGCAUGCAGGCAAUCAAAGAUAUGAGCUCCGAGCUACCAGAGAGCGAACGGAAACGAUUUGCUGCGAAAGCCGUGCAGGAUAUCAUGCGCGAGCUUUGA
This is a messenger RNA of Penicillium coprophilum, 1272 nucleotides long. RefSeq names its product adaptin-binding domain-containing protein. Gene Ontology annotation, molecular function: protein-macromolecule adaptor activity. The transcript has 3 exons. Gene Ontology annotation, biological process: vesicle-mediated transport. NCBI's taxonomy places the organism in Eukaryota, Fungi, Ascomycota, Eurotiomycetes, Eurotiales, Aspergillaceae. The record is from RefSeq and is a predicted model, not a curated record. The coding region runs from base 1 to 1272 and encodes 423 amino acids.